CGGGAGACGCGCUGAGUGCGGUAAUGCAUCAAGUCUGUCACUUGCGAAUUUGCUUCAGCCCAGUCACAACACCAUAAAGACACAUAUCAAGAUGGAAGCAUUGCCUGACUGCAGAUUAGUUCAGCCAGCGUUGAAGCUUCAACAAAUAGCGGUGCAAGACUGUCGAGAGCGACAAUGGGCUGGAAACUGCGGCUGCGACGGAUCCUGCGCGUUCCAGUUCUUCAACGACGACAUGGAGAUUGUCGACGUGAGAUCAAAGCCAGUAGAAGAGGAACAGCUUCAAGAAGGCUCGCCGCCGUUGAUUCUGCAUCUGCUGCUCAUGUGGUGAUUUCCCCGUGCAAGAAAGUGUACCCAUUGCGAGGAUUUGGAUACUACUUUUGAACCCGGAAUAAAUUCUUCCAGGUCAUUAGUUAUCAUGCUUAUUUGAUUCAUACUUUAACGAAGUAAAAACAACGAAGCCAUAUUCCGCCCGUUAAGUACGACACAGGACUCAAAGGGUACACAGUUAAUAGAUAUGUUACAUUCA
Messenger RNA from Phytophthora nicotianae INRA-310, 526 nucleotides. RefSeq lists its product as hypothetical. The transcript has a single exon. The coding region runs from base 92 to 328 and encodes 78 amino acids. NCBI's taxonomy places the organism in Eukaryota, Oomycota, Peronosporomycetes, Peronosporales, Peronosporaceae. The record is from RefSeq and is a predicted model, not a curated record.